AUGCGCAAGCACGUCCAAUGGCGUCACCGCAAAUUUGAUGCGAGACAGCGCAGCAGAACGGCAGAGGGCAACUUCCUACCGGCAGCGCGAGACGCCGCGGCGGAGCUCUCGGCUGUCGACUGGGAUGCGCCCAAGGCGGAGGGCCUGUCGCUGGCUGAGCUGGCGCGGCGAUUCACGACCGAGUUCCUGGAGCGGGAGUGGUUUGUCACCGGCGAUGUGCCAGUAGCGCUGUUUUCUGACGCCUUUGUGUUCAAGGACGACUCGGUGGCCACCAGCGGCAUCCGCUCCUACGGCCUGGGUGUGCGCAAGCUGUUUGACCAGUCAAACGCCCGCGCGGAGCUCAUAACCGUCACAAUCGACGAGGCCGCGCGGGCGAUCGUCGCCACCUGGCGCCUAGAGGGCGGCGUGAACCUGCCGCUGCGGCCGCGCAUCCCGCCCUUUGUGGUGACGACCACGCUGGGGGUGGAUGAGAAGGGGCUCAUCGCCAGCCAGCUGGACGAGUUUGCGGUCCCGGGGUGGCGCCUGCUGGCGGGGGCCCUGCUGGGCGCGUGGGCGGGGCCGCCGCCCGCGCCGGCUGCAGCUGUGCUGCGCGCCGAGGCCGCGGCGGCGGGGCACGCGGGCGUGGUCGGCGCGGAUGCAAAUGCCGAGGCGGCAGCGGCGGCCCCGCGGGGUUGA
This is a messenger RNA of Monoraphidium neglectum, 675 nucleotides long. RefSeq lists its product as hypothetical. The transcript is spliced from 3 exons. The coding region runs from base 1 to 675 and encodes 224 amino acids. NCBI's taxonomy places the organism in Eukaryota, Viridiplantae, Chlorophyta, Chlorophyceae, Sphaeropleales, Selenastraceae. The record is from RefSeq and is a predicted model, not a curated record.